This is a messenger RNA of Oncorhynchus tshawytscha (Chinook salmon), 3783 nucleotides long. Its product is annotated as serine/threonine-protein kinase DCLK1-like. The transcript has 15 exons. Gene Ontology annotation, molecular function: ATP binding; protein kinase activity. Gene Ontology annotation, cellular component: axoneme. Gene Ontology annotation, biological process: retina development in camera-type eye; protein phosphorylation; axoneme assembly. The coding region runs from base 244 to 2436 and encodes 730 amino acids. NCBI's taxonomy places the organism in Eukaryota, Metazoa, Chordata, Actinopteri, Salmoniformes, Salmonidae. The record is from RefSeq and is a predicted model, not a curated record.
CAUUAGCAAGUUAUUUUGAGACCGCGGACACUAGUCCUAACAGAGAUAGACCGCGGCUUUCUGGACAAACCGGUUAAUUGAAACUAAAACGCGUGUUGUUUGGACACCAUUUUUACACAUUUUAUCCGGAAUAUCUCUCUGAUUAUCACGGGACAUGUUUGUUUAGUUGGUUACAUUUUUCGUCCUAAUUAUCUAUUUCUUUAUUUAGAUAGUGUAGCUGUGCUCGUGACCUUCAGCAGUGAGAUGGAGCUGGAGCAUUUCGAUGAGCGGGAUAAGUCGCAACGGAACAGCCGAGGAGGGGGCAGGCUAAACGGGGUGACCAGCCCGACACACAGCGCCCACUGCAGCCUCUACCGUUCCCGGACACUCAAGAACCUCAGCUCAGAGAAGAAGGCCAAGAAGGUCCGCUUCUACCGCAACGGGGACCGCUACUUUAACGGGAUAGUGUACGCCAUCUCAGUGGAGCGGUUCCGGUCGUUUGACGCGCUGCUGGCGGACCUAACCCGCACGCUGUCUGAUAAUGUGAAUCUGCCGCAGGGCGUCAGGACCAUUUACUCCGCGGACGGAACCAAAAAGAUCACCAGCACCGAUCAACUGUUGGAGGGCGAGAGCUACGUGUGCGGCUCCAUUGAGGUCUUCAAGAAGCUCGACUACACCAAGAACGUCAACCCCAACUGGUCUGUGAAUGUCAAAGCUUCGUCUGGGGCGGCCGCCCGCGGGCCCCUUUCUCUGGGCAGCUCCAAGGCCGGACCGCCAGACACCCGGGACCAGGGGGUGAAGGAUUUCAUCCGGCCCAAGCUGGUGACAGUGGUGCGGAGCGGGGUGAAGCCCAGGAAGGCUGUACGGAUUCUGCUCAAUAAGAAGACGGCCCAUUCAUACGAACAGGUCCUCACCGACAUCACGGAGGCCGUCAAACUGGACUCUGGGGUGGUGAAGAAGAUCUAUACACUGGAUGGAAAACAGGUGACAUGUCUCCAAGACUUCUUCGGUGACGAGGACAUCUUCGUAGCGUGUGGACCGGAGAAAUACCGUUACCAAGACGACUUCCAGCUGGAAGAGAGCGAGUGUCGUGUGAUGAAGUCAGUGGUCUUUGGUAAAAUGUCCGCCCCUGUGACCAGCCGUGGUUCUCCGCGCUCCAUGGGCCUGUCAAGAGGCAGCAAGUCCCCCGCAGGCUCCGUUAACGGGAAUCCGACCAGUCAUCUGUCCACUCCUUGCUCGGGGAAAUCUCCCAGCCCCUCCCCUUCCAGCCCUGCUACAGACUUCAGACCUAGCAGGGAGUCUCAGGGUUCGUCUAUCUCUCUGGCCUCUACCAAAGUCUGUAAUUCAUUGGCUGAAGGGGAUGGACCAGUCACUGAAUCUCAGCCAGUAGUAGAGGAUGAGAUCCCGGUGGUGCCUGUCUCCAUAUCAGAGCGCUACAGAGUGGGACGUACUUUGGGAGAUGGUAACUUUGCGGUGGUCCGGGAAUGUGUGGAACACUCUACAGGCAGAGAAUACGCCCUGAAGAUCAUUAACAAGGGCCGGCGCCGGGGCAAGGAGCAGAUGAUCCAGAAUGAGGUAGCCAUCCUCAGGAGGGUGAAACACCCCAACAUUGUCCUGCUGAUUGAGGAGAUGGACACUUACAGCGAGCUCUACCUGGUCAUGGAACUGGUUAAGGGGGGCGAUCUGUUCGAUGCCAUCACGUCCACUAACAGAUACACAGAGAGAGACGCCAGCGGGAUGCUGUACAACCUGGCCAAUGCCAUCAAAUACCUCCACAGCCUCAACAUCGUACACAGGGACGUCAAACCAGAAAACUUACUGGUGUAUGAGCAUGCUGAUGGCAGUAAGAGUCUGAAGUUGGGAGACUUUGGUCUGGCCACGGUAGUAGACGGACCUCUCUACACAGUCUGUGGGACACCCACAUAUGUAGCACCCGAGAUCAUCGCAGAGACAGGGUAUGGCCUUAAGGUAGAUAUCUGGGCAGUAGGAGUCAUCGCCUACAUCUUGUUGUGUGGCUUCCCUCCCUUCCGCGGGAGCAGUGAUGACCAGGAGGUGUUGUUUGACCAGAUCCUAAUGAGGCAGCUGGAGUUCCCUCUCCUUUACUGGGACAAUGUGUCAGAGACUGCCAAGGAGCUGAUCAGGUCCAUGCUGCAGGUGGAGGUGGAUCAGAGAUACACAGCAGUACAGGUGUUGGAGCACCCUUGGGUCAAGGAUGGCGGUGUGUCAGAGAAUGAACAGGAGCUGUCAGUAGCAGGAAAGUUAAAGAAGCACUUCAACACCGGCCCUAAAGCUAAUGACACCACCGCCGGGGUGUCUGUCGUUACGUUGGAGCACAGCUUUUGUUUGCAGCGCUCUGGGUCGUUGGACUUCUACCAGCACCCGGCCAUGUACUGGAUAAGGCCACCGCUCUUGAUAAGGAGGGGCAGGUUCUCAGACGAAGACGCAACCAGGAUGUGAGCUCAUGCCUGUUGCCGUUGAUGACAACAACAACAAAAAUGGACAUACCGCCCAGCUACCUCCCAGCCUGACCAUCACCCCCCUCUCUCUGACCUUUAACCUCGUCUCCGCCCUUAAUCCCUCCCAUAGCACCAUUCUCACGGGAGAGGUGAAGAGGUGGAACAGGGAACAGGGGACGGCCGAUAGUCCAAAAACAGGAAAAGAAGAAGGGAGAAAAAGAGAAACAUUGUCCCAUGGGACAGAGAGCUGGAGAUCUGGGCAGACAUGUCAGUUAACCCUUUGUGAGGAUCUAUGCUCAACAUGGUAACGGGCCACUAGUCUGUGUCAACAUGGUAACGGGCCACCUCCACUAGUCUGGGUCAACAUGGUGACAGGUCACCUCCACCAGUCUGGGUCAACAUGGUAACGGGCCACUAGUCUGGGUCAACAUGGUGACAGGUCACCUCCACUAGUCUGGGUCAUCAUGGUAAUGGGUCACCUCCACUAGUCUGGGUCAACAUGGUAACAGGUCACCUCCACUAGUCUGGGUCAACAUGGUAACAGGUCAACUCCACCAGUCUGGGUCAACAUGGUAACAGGUCACCUCCACCAGUCUGGGUCAACAUGGUAACAGGUCAACUCCACCAGUCUGGGUCUACAUGGUAACAGGUCAUCUCCAACAGUCUGGGUCUACAUGGUAACAGGUCAUCUCCACCAGUCUGGGUCAACAUGGUAACAGGUCACCUCCACCAGUCUGGGUCAACAUGGUAACAGGUCACCUCCACCAGUCUGGGUCAACAUGGUGACAGGUCAUCUCCACCAGUCUGGGUCAACAUGGUAACAGGUCAUCUCCACCAGUCUGGGUCAACAUGGUGACAGGUCACCUCCACUAGUCUGGGUCUACAUGGUAACAGGUCACCUCCACUAGUCUGGGUCAUCAUGGUAACAGGUCACCUCCACCAGUCUGGGUCAACAUGGUAACAGGUCACCUCCACUAGAUACAGUCUGGGUCAUCAUGGUAACAGGUCAACUCCACCAGUCUGGGUCAACAUGGUAACAGGUCACCUCCACCAGUCUGGGUCAACAUGGUAUCAGGUCACCUCCACCAGUCUGGGUCUACAUGGUAACAGGUCACCUCCACCAGUCUGGGUCUACAUGGUAACAGGUCACCUCCACCAGUCUGGGUCAACAUGGUAACAGGUCACCUCCACCAGUCUGGGUCAACAUGGUAACAGGUCACCUCCACCAGUCUGGGUCUACAUGGUAACAGGUCACCUCCACCAGUCUGGGUCAACAUGGUAACAGGUCACCUCCACCAGUCUGGGUCAACAUGGUAACAGGUCACCUCCACCAGUCUGGGUCAACAUG